Messenger RNA from Leptosia nina, 1767 nucleotides. NCBI's taxonomy places the organism in Eukaryota, Metazoa, Arthropoda, Insecta, Lepidoptera, Pieridae. The record is from the annotation of a GenBank genome assembly.
AUGAAAGCAAUUUUAAUAUUUGACAGUGUAAAUGAUUUGUUGUAUUCAAAGUGGGAUGAGGAAUUUCUGAGUAGAAUGAAAUCAUUUAAUGAACAGGAAAGCAACGAAAAUAUUACAGACAGUCACCAUAUAUCUCAGCUUCUUUCGCCUAUAAUAACAUCGCAAAGAAUUAUGGCAGCUCAAUUUAGCAACACUUAUACUUCUAUGCAAUGCAAAGAUAAAACUACAAUAGUUUUUGAUGAGUGGUUAGACCAUGUGUUUAUGAUAAUCAGCGAAGAUAAUAUUGAUGACUCUCAUAGAGAGCUGCUAGACUGUAAAACAUUAGUGCAGCAUGUGUGUGGCCAAAAUAUCAACCUCCUACAUUCCUCAAUAUAUCAAGAUUGGUUAUCAGUGCUCCUAGAGAGUCGUUUAAAGGGAGAUUCUAUCCCAGGUGCAAGUGGAGUAAUUGGCGAAAGUGGGGCAACAAUAGCGGCUCUUAAUGCUCUUAAGACUGUGUCUAAAGAACUCAAAACAGCACCACAUCAGCAUUACCAUCUUAUGCUUUUUGUCGGAGACAAAAUGCUUGCUCUUUAUUCGAGUCGAGGCAGUGAUGACUUAAUGCCACCUGAUUUGAUACUACUGAGUACACAAUGCAUUGCUGCUCAAGAAUAUUGGAGCGAUCUCGAUCAAAUGGGGGGUGAUAAGAAUUCGCGUUUGCCAUGGUUGUCAGAGCAAAACAGUGCAAUAGUCAACAUGUGUGCUGGUAGCACAGGAUCGCCCUGUGCCCCACAUUCUCUCCAUCUUUUAGAAGUGGCACCUCGCGUCAUAUUUGUGGCGCUGAUUGACAUGGAACUGAGGGAAGUGGGAAUAGCAACCCAUUUGUCCAGUCAAAUUCUGAUGAACCUAAGAAAGAUUUUACUUCAAAGAAAUCUAGAACUAUUACCUAAUUCUCUAGAUACUUUAGAAGCUGCUUUAAAGAAGACAACGGACGCACUCCGUAAGAACAAAGGGAAUGCAAAUCUCUGCGCCCGCGUCUCUAGUAGGAUGUUGGAACUACGCAAGUCUUGCACGACAACAACGCCCCUUACCCCCGAAACAACAGCAACAGCUAUGCAUACAGCUCUCGACGCUGUGAUAGAGCUGUUGAAGCCAGACAUACCUAGCCUCAGGACUGAACAACCGCUAAAGGAUCUCAAAGGAUUGCUUUCGCCUUAUAUAGACUUUCUUCAAGUGAAGGCGAAGCGUUACUUCAGUCUUGGAUCUGGUGACCUGGAGGGGAGUAGUUCCCUAACCCUGCACAAGUAUGUGGAAGAGUUCCCCGGACUCAUCCACUUCAUCUAUGUGGAUCGGACCACGGGACGCUUCCUGGCGCCCGAUAUGGCGGACUGUGUGGAUAUGCUUACACCUGAAACGAUUAGGAGUAUAAUGCGUCGAACAAUGUUCGCUCUUCGCGAGGGCUAUGGUGCGGCUACGUGGCGGCGUGGUGCUCUCCACGUUUGCGCAGUGCAGUGGUGGGAAAGACGUGGUGUGCCAGUGCGCCCGGCACCGCACCACCCUGCCGCUUUGCGUGCUCUUGCCCCGCCCGGUGAUAUACUGGGCACGUUCUACAGGCAAUUGAUAGAGCUGGUAUUCCCGAAUGACACCCAAGGAGUGAAUAUAAAAGAGUUAAUCUGUGUGCAUUUGGGCUUGCUUCCUGCUUCCACUGCGGUGCAGCAAGCGCGGCGGCUGGCCCACUCAGUAUAUGAACUAGCUGGAGAAAACCCCGCUAUCGCUUCUGAUUUAUUGUAA